UAGAGCAGGGCGCGCUCUCGCCCCUAAACGGGGUCGCGCUGAGCUGUGUGCAGAUGUGUCGCAGAUUCGACACGUCCAAGUUGCUGCCAUUAAAUGACCAUCAAACUGUCGGGACUCUAACCCGGCGGUCGUGUUGGAAGCGGGGCACCAGUCCGGCUCUCGGUAGCUCGGAUUGAGGCGAAAAAAAGACGCCACUUUUUGGCAGGUCGGAGACGCGCGCAUUGAUGAUGGAGCUGUCAGCGAUCGGCGAGCAAGUGUUUGCCGUGGAAUCAAUCGUCAAGAAAAGAGUUCGGAAGGGGAACGUGGAGUACCUGUUGAAAUGGAAAGGGUGGCCUCCAAAGUACAGCACCUGGGAACCCGAGGAACACAUUCUGGACCAGCGUUUAGUCCAAGCCUACGAAGAGAAUCUCGUCUUUCCUAGAGAGCAGAGGGACAGAAUGCUGAGUCACAGGAGGAAAGGAUCCAAAGCCAAAAGACUCUUGUUGCAGAAUACAGUCUACACCAUGGACCUUCGCAGCGCUCACAAGACCGCAGACACGCGUCUACCACGUUUACGUCUCUCCCUGACCCACUCGUUGGGUCUGGAGGACGACGACGACGAGGAGGAGGACGACGAGGAGGAAGACGAGGACGACGAGGAAGAAGAAGACGAGUCGUACAGUGGCUGCAGAGGGGCGCGCUGUAAGAGGAGGCCGCAGACCAGAUGCCUUAACUCGAGGCCCGUGAGUCCGUCACAGGAGGACUGGAAAGGCCAAGGAGAGGAAGAAGAUGAAGAAAUGGUCAUGGUAGAAGAUGAGGAGACAACAGAAAAAAGCUCCAGCACGCCUCAAGGUCAGAAGAGGCCGCCCCAGUGGAGCCCCCCUAUUGGCCGAGUGGAGAUGACGGACGCCGUCUGGAAACCCGUCAUCGGUCCGGCAGAGGUGACGGUCACGGACGUCACCCUCAAUUCUCUCACCGUGACGUUCCGAGAGUCACGAGCGGCCAAAGGCUUCUUCCGAGUGUGGGGGCUGGAGGUUUGAACAGUUUGGGUUGAAAAAAAACGCUGAAAACUCGUUUUCAGCGUCAACAUCUCGUCUCUGCUUGUCAACUUACUGACGACUUCCUGUCCAGCCUGUGUCUUGUUUCCAUGCACCCCGGACACGUUGCCUUGAGAGGAAGGGAGGUUAGACACACGUGCACGCGUGUUUCCGAGCACUAAAGCAAAAAACAAAAAAGCCAAUAUGAACGAUGAUAUGUGGGGAUGUUUAUUGUCUGUAAUGCUUAUUUGCACUGAUUGUCUACUUUUCAAUAUGUCAAUAUGGCCGCCUAACACAACAUGAUACCAUUUAAUACACUAGAUCCCUGCUAUCCGUGGGUUAUGAUCCAGGACCCACUACAAUGUGAAUAAUGGACGCCGAUAGCAUCUUGUUGAGUGACUUGUGAAACAGCGCCCUCUGUUGGAUUCAUCAAGUCAUCAAACCACUUUGUAUUAAAGUUACCAUAAAAAAAAAACAAUUUAAAGCACAGAGAAUAAAUCUGUGAAUAUGCGGGGAUCUACUGUAUUGCUCUACACUCCCCAUAUCGAUGCUCUUAACGGCACCCGUGGCGGUCACACUUUUAAAGGGAACACAAAGAGUUUUGAAUGUAGUAAAAAAGUACAGGAACCUAAAGGAAUAUUGCACUAGAAGACCUACUGUAUAAUGAAGUUUAUUGCACUGAUGGACUAUCACUGUUGUAUGUUUUAACGCAUGUAGGGCGGGGGUGUCCAAACUGCAGCCCGGGGCACAUUCGUAAAACAUAAUUUAAUAAGAAAGUUGAAAAAUUAUAAGAAUCUGUAGUAAUUUUCCUCAUAAUAAACAAUUGAAAUCUAGCAAGAAAAAGUCACAAUUUUACAAGAAUGAUGUAGUAGUAAUAUAAGAAUAAAAUAACUUAAUUUAUUAGCAUAUAGAAGGUUAUUUUAUAGAGAAUAUCAAACAAAACAAUCACAAUGUAAUGACAAUAAAUUCCAAAUAUUACAGUAAUGAAGUCAAAACUUAACAGAAGAAAAUGGGUUGAAAAAGUUGUAAACGUAAAGUGGAUCUAUCAUGCUCAUGUUCACUUGUGGACUCCUCUAGAGCAGCGAAACACAAUAACCCACACACAAAGCUUUCUAGAUCUUCCAGAAUCUGCACCUAUCCCAGCGUUUUUUCCUUGGAUUUCCGAAACGGUCUGUUUAUUUAUCGAGUUUGCAACUCAAAACAAAGAAAAUGAGCAUGGCAGGUCCCCUUUAAGUUAAGUAAUAAUGAAUUAAGACUUAAUAUAAAGACCUAAGUUGUUGGUGAAGACAAGACGUGUGCUCAUAUAAGUACAUAACGCUACCGUUGUCCCUCGUGUUGUACAUGAAAGUACAGUACUGAUGUGUAGUGUAUUGUAGUUUAACUUAGACACAUACUCCAUCUACUGACUACACGCUUCACGUUUCGGCAACCAUUUUAUCAUCUCAAGGGACAAAUCUAGUAUGGACAUGAAACUUCAGAGUAGUCAGUGUACAGCUUGUACAGUAGAGAUGUACCGUGAUCUUAAAAGUAAGUGAACCCACCGCAAUUGUUGGCUAAAUAGCUGGCGACACAAGUGAGUACAAACCCCAGUAUUUUUUGUCACCUUCACUUUGGGCUUCUUUAGCGAAGUACAUGUGGCCCAGUUUCAAGUCUUAGUACUUGUUGUUAACUCGGUGAACCAGUCCCGGCAGCACUCAUGCAGCCCACGGCGACAGGAUGAUCUUGGUACUCGCUUGUGUUGGCAGCUAUUUAUACAAUAGUGGCUGUGUGAUCACUUAUUGUCAAUGGAUAGUGUAUCUCUACUAGCUGGGAUUGAUGCUGUGGCAAUGCAGGUGCAUGCCGUCACUGUUCUACACUGUUCUACACUGUUCUACACUGUUCUACACUGUUCUAUACUGUUCUAUACUGUUCUACAAAUAAGAUAAAACUGCAUUCUCCUGCAGAAAAGUUACAACUUGGAUUUUCCUCUGUAUCUUGGAUCACUUCUUCUAGCCCGACUGAAAGGACACAAGGACAUCAACAAGUGGAUGCGUUACCCGUCUCACGCAGCGACGUCCCAAAACUGCAGGGAAUGGAAGCGAAGUGCCUGAUGUCACACUUUUAUCGUAUUACUGACGUAUUUAAGACUUGAAAUAAUGCGGAGAAUUGACGUACGGAAAAGGGGACACACACACACACACACACGUGUUUUGCUGUCUUUAUUUUUCUACAAUAAACUGAAUGUAUAUUUAUUCUUUUGGAGUGUGUACGUGUCACACGGGUGACAAAGCAAGAGUAGUUUUAUACCGUUUGUGAUCACGUGAUCCCAUGACUGCUAUAGUAUACUAUACUGUACCAUGCUGUCAUACGUCGCACUUUACUGUCAUGUAAAGCUGAACAUUGAAACGCUCCAGUUGCACCGAGGCUCAGUCUGGUGACAACUUUUCUGUGGUAACACUAAAAAAAUAAAAUAAACGUGGCUCGUGCUUCAUAUUUUCAUGUUCAUUCAAU
This is a messenger RNA of Doryrhamphus excisus (bluestripe pipefish), 3506 nucleotides long. RefSeq names its product chromobox homolog 7b (gene cbx7b). NCBI's taxonomy places the organism in Eukaryota, Metazoa, Chordata, Actinopteri, Syngnathiformes, Syngnathidae. The record is from RefSeq and is a predicted model, not a curated record. Gene Ontology annotation, biological process: negative regulation of transcription by RNA polymerase II. Gene Ontology annotation, cellular component: PRC1 complex.